Molecule: messenger RNA, 1611 nt
Organism: Lolium rigidum
Lineage: Eukaryota; Viridiplantae; Streptophyta; Magnoliopsida; Poales; Poaceae
Product: 4-coumarate--CoA ligase 5-like
Exons: 4
Coding region: 1-1611 (536 amino acids)
Molecular function (GO): CoA-ligase activity
Source: RefSeq, a predicted model, not a curated record
AUGGGCUCGUUGCCGGAGCAGACCGUCUUCCGCUCGACGCUCCCCGACAUCGCCAUCCCCGACCACCUCCCGCUCCACGACUACGUCUUCGAGCGCCUCGCGGAGCGCCGUGACCGCGCAUGCAUCAUCGACGGCGCCACCGGCAAGACGCUUACGGUCGGCGAUGUGUACUGUCUGUCUAGGCGCCUGGCCGCUGGGCUGUACUCCCUCGGCGUCCGCCACGGCAGCACGGUACUGCUGUUCCUCCCCAACUCCGUCGAGUUCGCGCUGUCUUUCCUCGCGUCGUCCCGCCUCGGCGCCGUCACCACCACGGCGAGCCCGCUCCACACCCCGCCCGAGAUCGCCAAGCAGGUCGCGGCCUCCGGCGCCACCGUCAUCAUCACCGAGCCGGCGUUCGUCGCCAAGUUGCGGGGCCUCGCCGGCGUCACCAUCGUCGCCACCGGCGAGGGCGCCGAGGGCUGCGCCUCGUUCGCCGACCUCCAGGCCGCCGACGACUCGGCCCUGCCAGAGGCGCCCAUCGACGUGGCCAACGACGUGGUGGCGCUGCCCUACUCGUCGGGCACCACGGGGCUCCCCAAGGGCGUUAUGCUGUCGCACCGCGGGCUGGUCACCAGCGUGGCGCAGCUCGUCGACGGCGAGAACCCCAACCUCCACUUCCGGGAGGACGACGUCGUCCUCUGCGUGCUGCCCAUGUUCCACGUCUACUCGCUGCACUCCAUCCUGCUCUGCGGGAUGCGCGCCGGCGCCGCACUCGUCAUCAUGAAGCGCUUCGACACGGUCAAGAUGCUGGAGCUGGUGGAACAACACGGCAUCACCAUCGCGCCGCUCGUGCCGCCCAUCGUGGUGGAGAUGGCCAAGAGCGACGCCAUGGACCGCCACGACCUCUCCUCCGUGCGCAUGGUCAUGUCAGGCGCCGCGCCCAUGGGCAAGGAGCUGCAGGACAUCAUCCAUGCCAAGCUCCCUAAUGCAGUGCUCGGACAGGGUUAUGGGAUGACAGAGGCCGGUCCAGUGCUCUCAAUGUGCAUGGCCUUCGCCAAGCAGCCAUCGCCGGUGAAGUCCGGCGCUUGCGGCACGGUGGUGAGGAACGCCGAGCUCAAGAUCGUCGACCCGGAAACCGGUCUCUGCCUCGGCCGCAACCAGCCUGGCGAGAUUUGCGUCAGGGGAAGGCAGAUCAUGAAAGGGUACCUCAACAACCCGGACGCCACGGCGGAGACCAUCGACAAGGAAGGGUGGCUGCACACCGGCGACGUCGGGUACGUGGACGACGACAACGAGAUCUUCAUCGUGGACCGGCUCAAGGAGCUCAUCAAGUACAAGGGCUUCCAGGUCGCGCCCGCCGAGCUCGAGGCCAUGCUCAUCGCGCACCCCAGCAUCGCCGACGCCGCCGUCGUCCCGAUGAAGGACGACGCCAGUGGCGAGAUACCCGUAGCGUUCGUCGUGGCGUCAGCCGCCGACAUCACCGAGGACGAGAUCAAGCAGUACGUCGCCAAGCAGGUGGUGUUCUACAAGCGGUUGCAGAGGGUCUUCUUCGUGAGUUCCAUCCCCAAGGCGCCCUCAGGGAAGAUCCUGAGGAAGGAUCUCAGAGCAAAGUUGGCCACGGGAGCGUACUGA